Molecule: messenger RNA, 1772 nt
Organism: Phragmites australis (common reed)
Lineage: Eukaryota; Viridiplantae; Streptophyta; Magnoliopsida; Poales; Poaceae
Product: probable CDP-diacylglycerol--inositol 3-phosphatidyltransferase 2
Exons: 12
Coding region: 686-1357 (223 amino acids)
Biological process (GO): phosphatidylinositol biosynthetic process
Cellular component (GO): membrane; Golgi apparatus
Molecular function (GO): CDP-diacylglycerol-inositol 3-phosphatidyltransferase activity
Source: RefSeq, a predicted model, not a curated record
AAUAGUUGAAACAUCCGAUCUCUCGAACCGUCCGGACGCUGGAAUCUCCCGUUAGAAAAUUUUCCACUUUCUUCCCCAAUCUCAUCCCGUCUGACCGCCUCCCUCCCUGCCCAAUCUCUUCUUCCUCCCUCACCCCCCGAGCCACUCCUCCCUCUCGCGCCUGCAGCCGCCGCAUCCUCCCGCCCUCGCCGCCGAGGCCGCCGCGAAGUGGGCUGUGAGAUUUGGUUCUGGGGUUGGAGCGGAGGCGACGACUUCGGCUCCCGGCCUUCUCAACCACCGCGCCGCCCCUCGCGCUCGCUGCUCUGCCACCCCGCUGCUUCCCGGUGGCCGGAUCCGGAGUCGGAGGCUAUCCAGGACCCUCCUCCUUCACCGUCCUCCCGGCGGCGGCACCCCUUCUACGGCCGCAGCGAGGCAACGGGUUGGGGGCAGGAGAAAGGGCUACUUCCGAUGCUCUUAAGAGUUAUAGAAGAAAAGAAAUGAUCUGAUUAUGCUCAGCCUAAGCUUCACUUACCACAACAUUUCAGCCACUUUGCCAAAAGAGACUUCGUUAUCGGUAUUCAUACUUCCAAAACAUCUGUUCAGCAUCUAUAAACUGUGGAUAGUCAGGAAUCCCUAUAAGUAUUCUGCUGCCAUCAAUUUAAGUGAGAAAUUCUAUCUUCAAGCACUCAACUACUCCUGAUCGUCCAUGGCACAAUCAUCCACCGAAAAAAUGCCGUCAGUUUAUCUUUACAUCCCUAAUAUCAUUGGGUACUUCAGGAUCAUCAUAAAUUUCAUUGCAUUUGCUGUUUGCUAUUCCAACAAGGCGCUCUUUGCUAUCCUGUACUUCUUCAGCUUUGUCCUUGAUGGCGUGGAUGGUUGGUUUGCACGGAAGUUUAAUCAAGCAUCAACAUUUGGAGCUGUGUUGGACAUGGUUACAGAUAGGGUUAGCACUGCUUGUUUGUUGGCCCUUCUCUCACAGUUUUACAGACCUGGCUUAAUUUUCUUGAUACUACUUGGGUUGGAUAUUACAAGCCACUGGUUUCAAAUGUACAGUUCUUUCUUAUCAGGAAAGACUAGCCACAAGGAUGUAAAGCACACAGGCAAUUGGCUUCUGAAAUUAUAUUACGGGUAUAGGCCAUUCAUGGCCUUCUGUUGUGUUUCUUGUGAGGUUCUAUAUAUUAUCCUCUUUCUCUUUGCCAAUGAGAAGUCGACAAGCUUGCUUAGUGUAUGCAGAGGUGUCCUGAAGCAAAGUCCCCUCAUUGUCUUGGUGUUUAUUUCAACUCUAGUUGGCUGGGCAGUGAAACAAGUUACCAAUAUCAUCCAGAUGAAAACAGCUGCAGACGCGUGCGUUGUGUUUGAUCUGAAGCGCGGCAAGUGAAGCAGGAAGGCACCGGUUUCAUUCAGUUUUGUGUUGACAUAUCCAAGGAAGCACUCCGUGAGGCUUGUACACCAAGGUUCAUACAUACAGUGGCUACAUCUUAUGUACCUCAAUAUCUUUCUGAUGGCGCUGAUCUGUGGGACGAGACAACAUGCUGUGGGAAGAACAGCAUAAAGAAAACAGGAGAUGAAUGUUUUGACAAAACAGAGGUUGUCAGGUUGUUUGUCAGUGUGUUCCGUUAGGUUGUCAGGUUGUUUGUCAGUGUGUUCCGUUAUACAAUGAUGUGUUUGUCAUCUAGAGUAGCUUUGACAACGGACUUUGGCACAUCUGGCAUAGUCAUUUGCAUAACUAUUUAUUCAGAAUUUUUUAUCUAACUUGGAGAAUAUAAAUAACUAAAAGGAAGUCUUAUAUGGAA